Molecule: messenger RNA, 3639 nt
Organism: Pelecanus crispus (Dalmatian pelican)
Lineage: Eukaryota; Metazoa; Chordata; Aves; Pelecaniformes; Pelecanidae
Source: RefSeq, a predicted model, not a curated record
GUGCUCAACCUGUUCCUUGCCUUGCUGCUAAGCUCUUUCAGUGCUGACAACCUCUCGGCACCAGAUGACGAUGGGGAGAUGAACAACCUGCAGCUUGCUUUUGCUCGGAUCAACAGGGGUCUUCAGUACGUGAAACACACGACAUGGGAUUUUUGUUGCAAUGUCCUCCGGCACCCCAAGACGACGGCUGAAAAGAAGGCAAUGAUGAAGCUUGCUGCCCAGAAUACAGGUGCCCUUAACAAUUGUGUGAACAGUCAUACAACUGCUGAGCUUGGCAGAGACAUGGAGAAUCACAAAGAGAACCACACUGAGGAUGGGAUGAAUAAAAAUGGGGAGAAACACCUAGGAAUUACAGACAAUGAUGAUUUUAUGACCAAUCCUGACCUGUCCAUUUGUGUUCCUAUUGCUGUGGGAGAGUCAGAUAUCGAGGAGGAAGACGAGGAGCAGAGCACCUUUACUGAAAUGGAGCAGCAGGAAAAACAGCUGCAGCCAAGGGGGCAGCGAUGCCAAAGUCCAGGCGUCCGGAGUCAGAACUCUGAGAUUUGUGAAGAGUUAAGUGAGUUGCACGUGGAUAAGCAGUUGAAGGCUGAGCCACCACCUGCAGUAGGGCAGAAAGAGCUUGAUGAAAUCAGUCUUUCUGAAGGCAGCACAGUGGAUUUGACAAAUCCUGCAGAACUGCUGGAGCAGAUCCCUGAGUUUGCUGAGGAGCUGAUGGAGCCUGAAGAUUGCUUCCCCGAAGUUUGUGUGCGAUUCUUCCCAUGCUGUUUAGUGGACAUCACAAAAUUUCCAGGCAAAAUUUGGUGGAGGCUGCGGAAAACCUGCUACAGAAUCGUCGAACACAACUGGUUUGAAACUUUCAUCAUAUUCAUGAUCCUGCUGAGCAGUGGAGCCCUGGCUUUUGAAGAUAUUUACCUUGAAGAUCGAAAAAACAUAAAAACCAUGCUGGAAUAUGCUGACAGGAUAUUCACUUACAUCUUUGUCUUGGAAAUGCUCCUGAAAUGGGUGGCUUAUGGCUUCAAGAAGUAUUUCACCAAUGCCUGGUGCUGGCUUGACUUCCUUAUUGUAGAUGUCUCUUUAAUAAGCCUCAUUGCCAAUACACUUGGAUACUCUGAGAUGGGUCCCAUUAAAUCCCUCAGGACCCUCCGAGCCCUGCGACCAUUAAGAGCAUUGUCACGAUUUGAAGGGAUGAGGGUGGUGGUCAAUGCCCUCGUGGGAGCCAUCCCCUCCAUCAUGAAUGUUCUGCUCGUCUGCCUCAUCUUCUGGCUUAUCUUUAGCAUCAUGGGAGUGAACCUGUUUGCUGGGAAAUUUGGGAAGUGCAUUAAUAAGACAGAAGGAGAUAUGCCUUUAGACUCCAAAAUUAUUAACAACAUGAGUGACUGUAUACUCUAUAACGUGUCAGGCACGUUUUACUGGACAAAAGUUAAAGUUAACUUUGAUAAUGUUGGUGCUGGGUACCUGGCUCUGCUACAAGUGGCCACAUUUAAAGGUUGGAUGGACAUUAUGUAUGCAGCAGUGGAUUCACGAGAGUGUGAGGAGCAGCCUGAAUGGGAAUGUAAUUUAUACAUGUACCUAUACUUUGUGAUUUUCAUCAUCUUCGGGUCUUUCUUCACAUUGAACCUCUUCAUUGGUGUCAUCAUUGACAAUUUUAACCAACAAAAGAAAAAGAUAAGUGGCCAGGAUAUCUUUAUGACAGAAGAACAGAAAAAGUAUUAUAAUGCAAUGAAAAAGUUGGGAUCUAAGAAACCUCAAAAGCCAAUCCCAAGGCCACUGAACAAAUACCAAGGUUUUAUUUUUGAUGUCGUCUCAAAACAAGCCUUUGAUGUCUCCAUCAUGAUUCUCAUCUGCCUUAACAUGGUUACCAUGAUGGUGGAAACAGAUGACCAAAGUCAAGAAAAAGUGAACAUCCUCCAUAAAAUCAACAUGCUUUUCGUUGCCAUCUUCACUGGGGAGUGCAUCAUCAAAAUGCUAGCUCUGCGACAUUACUACUUCACCAAUGGCUGGAACAUAUUUGACUUUGUCGUUGUGAUUCUGUCUAUCGUAGGCACCGUACUUUCUGACAUCAUCCAGAAAUAUUUCUUCUCUCCCACACUCUUCAGAGUCAUUCGCUUGGCUCGGAUUGGCCGGGUCCUAAGACUCAUCCGGGGAGCCAAAGGAAUUCGAACUCUCCUGUUUGCCUUAAUGAUGUCCCUACCUGCUCUGUUCAACAUUGGCCUCUUGCUUUUUCUGGUCAUGUUCAUUUAUGCCAUUUUUGGCAUGGCUAACUUUGCCUAUGUUAAGAAGGAGCAUGGGAUUGAUGACAUGUUCAACUUCCAAACCUUUGCUAACAGCAUGCUCUGUCUCUUCCAAAUCACAACGUCAGCUGGCUGGGAUGGUCUUCUCAACCCUAUUUUAAACACUGGACCACCGUACUGCGACCCAAACCUUCCAAAUGCAAAUGGUUCAAAGGGAGACUGCGGAAGCCCUGCUGUAGGGAUUUUAUUCUUUGUUACUUAUAUCAUUAUAUCAUUUCUCAUUGUUGUAAACAUGUAUAUAGCCAUUAUUUUAGAGAACUUCAGUGUAGCCACUGAGGAAAGUACAGAGCCUCUAAGCGAGGAUGAUUUUGAUAUGUUCUAUGAAAUCUGGGAGAAGUUUGACCCUGAAGCCACUCAGUUUAUUGAGUAUUCUGCACUUUCAGACUUUGCAGACGCGCUGUCAGAACCUUUGCGCAUAGCGAAACCAAACAAAAUCAAACUCAUAGCAAUGGACCUGCCCAUGGUCAGUGGAGAUAGGAUCCAUUGCUUGGAUAUUUUGUUUGCUUUUACAAAAAGGGUGCUAGGAGAAUCUGGAGAAAUGGAUGCCCUUAAAAUACAGAUGGAAGAAAAGUUCAUGGCAGCGAAUCCAUCUAAGAUCUCUUAUGAACCAAUUACAACAACUCUCAGACGGAAACAAGAAGAGGUCUCCGCCAUCAUCAUCCAGCGGGCCUACAGGAGACAUUUGUUUCGGCGCUCCAUGAAGCAGGCAUCUUACUUGUACCGGCACAGAACUUUUGACAGCAGCAUCCUCGAGGACGAUGCACCCGAGAAGGAGGGUCUUAUUGCGUUCAUGAUGAACGAAAACUAUGGCAGGCCAAUAGACAAAUCAGAAACUCUGUCCUCCACAUCUUUCCCUCCAUCCUACGACAGCGUCACCAGAGGUGCGAGUGAUAAUCUCCAGCUGAAGAUGACGGACUCAAGCAAAAGUGAUGAGGCUAUAGAUUGUCUUCUCUCGCCGGACAAGGAUAAAGAAUCAAUUGUUUAAAUGUUUGUUUAGAAUGCUUUAAAAUAUUGUUUACAGAAUGUAAUGCUGUAACUACACAAUGAUUGAAGCAGCCUUCUUAUUAAAAAUUAGUUGCAAAAUAAACAAUUGAGUUUUUACCCUUAACUACAGGAGUCAUAUAACCUUUGACCCUGCUCUUUUUGACUUGGCUCAAUAUUUAUAUUUAUAUAUGCACAGGAAGAAUCUUUGCAGGGUCAUAGCUGUUAUAUCAAUGGUGUGAAUAAGAAUAUGCUAGACUGUAAAACAGUAAACACAGUGUAUAUCUAUCCACAGGUAAAGCCUGGCUGUAUACAUUCAUUUAAGGUCUUACUCAUAUUAGUGUGUUUACUUACGGCGAUGUAUGAC